This is a messenger RNA of Diabrotica virgifera virgifera (western corn rootworm), 744 nucleotides long. RefSeq lists its product as uncharacterized. Lineage: Eukaryota; Metazoa; Arthropoda; Insecta; Coleoptera; Chrysomelidae. The coding region runs from base 196 to 648 and encodes 150 amino acids. The transcript is spliced from 2 exons. The record is from RefSeq and is a predicted model, not a curated record.
AAUCUCAAAGAUCCAAAUUAUGAAAAGAAAGUAGUAAGUUAUAUUAUUUCAGUUUUCAUUUAAUCUUUUAAAUUUAAUGUUGAUACUGUUUUCUAGAGAAAUUAUUUUAAAAAAAUUAUUGGUAAUAUUCCUGAUACUAGUAAUGGUUUGGAUACCUGCUAUAGUAUUGUAGAUUAUUUUUUUGAGAAAAAAUUUAUGGUGCAGUGUUCGUGGACGGGAGGAAGUAGAAGCAACACUGAAAAAUGUUGUAUUAAAAAUUGCAAAAAUAUUUUAGAAGUGUUUUUUACAAUAGUCCAAAGUUCCAAUAAAGAUUUUUCGAAGGCUUUGUUGAAAAAAUUUAUAAUUGGAAUUACAAGAAAUGCAAAGAAGCGUAGUUUAACUGGAGGCAUCCGCCAAUCUUCAAUACAUAGAAGAAAAAAAUCAAUGGUUAAAAAACAACGUUUAAGUGGAAACAGAAAAGGUGUUGCUCAAAGACAAGGCGAAAAUGAAAUUUUUUAUGAAAAUGAGCAAUCAUUUAAUGAAGAAAAAGAAUAUGAUGAAGAUAACGAUGAAUAUGGUAUGGAAAAAUAUGAAGCUGACGGUGAAGAUGCUAUAAAAGAACAUGACGAGGUUGAAGAGGAAGAUAAUAAUGAUACAGACACGGACUAAAAGAACAUUUUUAUUAAAAAAACUUUUUAAUUUACAUUCAAGUUUUGUUUAUUUUUAAUAGUGUGUAGAAGAGGAAUAAAAACAAUUUUACUUUCA